UGUUUCGUACACAAAACGCAGUGCAGUAUGGGAAUGAAAAUGGAAGGUUUAAGGUUGGAAGGUUGACUUGCUGUUGCUGCAUUCAGAAAACAACAUAAUGCAAAGGAUGAUUUUGUUUGGUGGUGCUUUGAGGGAGAUUGUGGUGCGGUCAGGCGGACUUCAGGCGCACUAUUUUCUAUGUACAAGCAGGACUCGGAUUAAAACACACUCUCAAACUCGAGCUGCCAGCAGUACAGCACACUUUAGCUGUUACAGAUUACCACACAGGACUGUCCUCAAUGUAUCUGGACAAGACACGAGCUCAUUUCUUCAAGGAAUAAUCACCAAUGACAUGAAUCUUCUGGGAGAGGAUUCACUGAAUGCCAUGUACGCUCACGUGCUCAAUGUUCAAGGCAGGACACUGUACGACAUCAUCCUUUACAGUUUAAAAGGAAACCCAGAUGGACUCAACGGUGUACUUCUGGAGUGUGACAGCACAGUGCAGGACUCUGUUAUGCAGCUUCUGAAAGUCUACAAGAUACGUCGCAAAGUGAACCUCAGCGUAUGUCCGAGUCUCUCGCUCUGGGCUCUGCUACCUCACAGUAAAGAAGCUGUCCUGGGAAGGCCUGAUGUUACCACUACUGAUAAAGUGCUGGUUUUGGAGAAAGACCCAAGAACUGAGCUCAUGGGCUGGAGAAUGAUCACCAGCGCUCAGGACAAUCCACUGGACAUUGUGUCUGCUUGUCGACUGGGCAACACUGAAGAAUACCACAGGCAUCGCUAUGAGAUUGGACUGCCUGAAGGAGUCGGAGAUCUUCCCCCAGGUGAGGCUCUUCCACUGGAAGCCAAUCUGGUCUACAUGCAGGGAAUCAGCUUCAGCAAGGGCUGCUACAUCGGGCAGGAGCUGACGGCCAGAACUCACCACACCGGCGUGAUAAGAAAGCGUCUGAUGCCUGUCAGCUUAUCUGCUCCAGCCGAGAAGCUCAACCAGGGGUCAGCUCUUCAGACAGAGGGAGGAAAACCAGCAGGUAAAUACAGGACAGGAGUGGACAAGCUGGGACUGAGCCUCGUACGCCUGGCUCACGCCAAAGAAACACUCCAGCUCAAAUCAUCUGGUGACGAGACGGUGACUGUACUAGCCUCUGUGCCCGACUGGUGGCCAAAAACCCCCCAAGAGAAAUAAAUCACAAACACUAGAAAUGUAAGAGUGUCAUAUUUGAAGCCAGAACAUUUACACAGAGGUACCGAUUGACACCUUGAAAUAAAAGAAGUUUCUUUGGGUUGAUCUUCUAAAAGAGUUCACAUUGCAAUUGUAUGGAGCCCCUUCUCGGGAACAUGCAGAAUAUACUGACACUGAGGAAAACUGUUGAAUAAAGUUACACAGAUUACCACCUGUCAACAGUGUUGGGCAAGCUACUUGAAAAAUGUAGUGAGCUAAGCUAAAAGCUACAUGGCAAAAGUAGCUUAGCUACAUCUAAGCUAAUUUUACAAUUUUCAUUUUUUUAAUUGAAGCAACUUAAAUCCCAAGUCAAUUAUUUUAGUGAUCAAUAAAACUGCCAAUGUAACAUAUGAGGCAGAAUAGUUCAGUUCAGUUAUUUACUGUAAAUAAUAUGCUGUACUAAACAAACAUUAUGGUAUAUAACAUCUAAAAAAUAAAAUAAAAUAAAAAAUCCAA
Danio rerio (zebrafish) is the source of this 1654-nucleotide messenger RNA. It is a transcript of the gene iba57, whose product is annotated as iron-sulfur cluster assembly factor IBA57. The record is from RefSeq and is marked validated. Gene Ontology annotation, cellular component: mitochondrion. Lineage: Eukaryota; Metazoa; Chordata; Actinopteri; Cypriniformes; Danionidae.